Messenger RNA from Lodderomyces parapsilosis, 2670 nucleotides. RefSeq names its product Pho91p (gene PHO91). The record is from RefSeq and is a predicted model, not a curated record. The transcript has a single exon. Gene Ontology annotation, molecular function: phosphate transmembrane transporter activity. Gene Ontology annotation, cellular component: membrane. Lineage: Eukaryota; Fungi; Ascomycota; Pichiomycetes; Serinales; Debaryomycetaceae. Bases 1 to 2670 code for a protein of 889 amino acids. Gene Ontology annotation, biological process: phosphate ion transport; polyphosphate metabolic process; monoatomic anion transmembrane transport.
AUGAAGUUUUCUCAUUCUAUACAAUUUAAUGCUGUCCCGGAAUGGUCUUCGAAAUAUAUUGCAUACACGACAUUAAAGAAAUUGAUAUAUUCAUUACAAAGAGAUAGCUUAAGAAGAAACUACACCCAUGUAGAUGCUGAUGAGAAUGCAGAUUUAGAGGAGAAUGCUCAUUUAGUAGGUGAACAUUAUUCCAGUACGGCUCACUUGGAUGACAAUGAUAGCAACCCCGUCCGUGUAUUUGAAGCAGCAUUAAAUGCUGAAUUGAAAAAGAUUGAUUCCUUUUAUAAACAACAAGAACAAUUUCUAUUUAGGAGUAUUGAUGAUUUGGUUUAUGAUAUUGAAGUUUUUGAGCAAGAAAUUGCUGAGAAUUUGGAACAUGUUGGUAACAAAAAGUUCAAACCAAGACAUGAUAGAAUAAGAAGAUUUUCGACAACUUCAAAUGACAAUUACAUUACAAAUACUACCGAUCCAGAUACAGAAUUCACACAAGGAGAAGGUGAUGAUGAUCUCGAUGAUGAUGAGGGAGUUGAUAUCCAUGAAGAAAAUUAUAUUGAGGAGUUGGAAAGAGAUCGUGUUCUUGGGUCUCAACAACCAAGAGGGAGACAAGUGAAACGAGCUGCAUCGACACCGGUAGUUCCUCAAGGUGGAUCCACCAAUGAUGGUGGUGAAUUGCACCGUACCAAAUCAAUAGAUGACUAUUUGAGAUCACCAAAAUCACAACAGUUGUGGAAUGAGUUGACUAAUAUGACAACAACCGAUAAUAGAUUGCCACCACAGUUGCUUUUACUCACGGAAAGUCGAAUCAUUCUCAGAAAGAGAACCAUUGGCUUGUACACUACAUUAUCGGAAUUGAAAUCAUAUAUUGAGUUGAAUCAAACUGGUUUCAAAAAGGCCUUGAAGAAAUUUGACAAGUCAUUAAAUACCAAUAUUAAAGAGUCAUACUUAGAAUCAUUGCCAGAAAACUCGUAUAUUUUCAAAAAAAGCACCAUGCAAAAAGUCAAUGAGAGAUUAGAAUCAUUGAUUAAAUUGUAUGCAUUAAUUUGUAAUCAUGGUGAUGACUUGGAAACUGCAAGACAAGAAUUGUCAAUCCAUUUAAGAGAGCAUGUUGUUUGGGAGAGAAAUACUGUGUGGAGAGAUAUGAUUGGGUUAGAGAGAAAGACGUAUGCGGCGAAUUCCAAGUUGUUGGAUCGAGCAGAAGGUGCCACUAGUGAUAAAGAAACUGAUUUGAAAGCUAGUGGUGGGAGUUUGAGCUCGUUUAAUAUAUCAAUAGGGAACCCUGUGCUUGUCAAAUUGGUUAUCAUUGCAACAAUAACAAUUAUUUUACUCAAUAUAUCUCCAUUUGAUGAUGUUGCACAGAAAAAUUGUUUUGCGAUGUUGGUGUGUGCUUCACUACUUUGGGCUACUGAAGCUAUUCCGUUGUUUGUGACGUCAUUGUUGAUACCUCUAUUGAUUGUAUUUCUCAAUGUCAUCAAGAAUGAUGAUGGCUCUAUAAUGGAUUCAGUUGACGCAUCCAAAUUUAUUUUAAGUACCAUGUGGAACUCGGUGAUUUUGUUGUUAUUAGGUGGGUUCACUUUAGCAGCAGCAUUGUCUAAAUACCACAUUGCUAAGUUAAUGUCAACGUGGAUCUUGUCAAAAGCCGGGACCAACCCAUCAGUGGUAUUGCUCACCAUUAUGGGCGUUGCAUUAAUUGCAUCGGCAUUUCUACUGAACGUUGCUGCCCCAGUCAUGUGUUUGAGUUUGAUUACACCACUUACUCGUACUUUACCUAAAGGUUCCCAAUUCAUCAAUGCAUUGAUUUUGGGUAUUGCCUUGGCUUCAAAUGUGGGAGGUAUGGCUUCACCCAUUGCAUCUCCCCAGAAUAUCAUCGCCAUUGGUGCUAUUGAGCCACAACCAUCAUGGGGUCAAUGGUUUGUUAUAUCAAUACCAGUUUGUGUAUUGACAUUGUUGUUGAUUUGGAUGUUUUUAUUGAUUACAUUCAAUUGUAAUUCUAAAAACACUCAUUUGGUGCCCAUUAGAAUGAUUGAUGAUAAGUUUACCGGUAUUCAAUGGUACAUCCUGGGAGUUUCAUUGGGCACUAUACUAUUGUGGUGUUUUGCAUCUAAAUUGACGGGAAUAUUUGGUGAGAUGGGGAUAAUAUCGUUGAUUCCAAUUAUUUUAUUUUUCGGAUCUGGGUUACUAACUACGGAGGAUUUCAACAACUAUCCUUGGAAUAUUGUUGUAUUGGCAAUGGGUGGUACUGCUUUAGGUAAAGCAGUUGCAUCAUCAGGAUUAUUAAAUACAAUUGCCGUUGAAAUUCAAAAACAAGUUGAAGAUUUUUCAUUAUUCGGUGUUACUUUAACAUUUGGAUUAUUGAUUUUGAUUAUGGCCACGUUUGUGUCUCAUACAGUUGCGGCAUUGAUAAUUAUUCCAUUAGUACAAGAAAUUGGAAACAAUAUGCCAGAACCGCAUCCAAGAUUGUUGAUUAUGGCUAGUGCAUUGUUGUGUUCAGCUGCAAUGGGAUUACCAACAUCCGGGUUCCCCAAUGUUACUGCUAUAUGUAUGACUGAUGAGUUUGGAAAACCAUAUUUGACUGUGAGUACAUUUAUCACGAGAGGUGUACCAAGUUCAUUGAUUGCAUACGGGAUAAUUGUCACUAUAGGAUAUGCUACAAUGAAGAUUAUAAACUUCUGA